GUACAGAAUAUAAAAUAGUUUUAAUUUUUUUAACGUUCACAAACCGUAUUUAUUAUUUUUUCUCACGCACCUUUCUGUAUUUGCGGACAAUCCGCUUUAGUUAUUAACUGCGUGAGACCGUUAUGUGUGUUAUAUUUAAAUCGGUCUAUUGUAGUUCAGAUGUCCGCUGAUGGUGUAGUGUUUCUCUGGUGAUUGAAUCUACAAAAUUUGUUAUGUUAUUUGCCCAGUGUCACGCCCUGUCCAUCGCUCUCGUAUUAUUUGUGAUCACGCUUUCAAAUGGCCAGGAUUUCAGGUACCAAGUAUACAAUACCAAUAACCCUCCGUCCUCGCAGACGGCAUAUGAUCGAAAUUUGCCAUCAUUUCCCAGUCCCUACAACCCGUUACUAGACCAAUACGGUCAACAGAAUAACUACCAGCAAAACAGUUACCAGAAUCGACAACUAUUUAAUCAACCCGGUCGUCCUGGAACUCCAUCAUACCGACCCAAUGGACAUAAUUAUGGAGGUGAUGAUACGCUAUUGCUACCUGGGAUACUGGGUCGGUGGCGACCAGAUUUACAAGGAAAAGAAAGAGCUGAUUCAAAACAAUUGGAUAGAAACGUAUUUGUAUCCACAAAAUAUGGUCAAGUUCAGGGAUUUAAAGUGCAUCUUUAUGACAAUCCUCUGCCUGAGAAUGGUUAUAGACCUUUUCAAACACCUGUUGAGCGAAAACAAGCUGAAGUAGCCGUGUUCUUAGGAAUACCAUAUGCAGCGCCACCAAUAAACGAAGGAAGAUUUCGUCCCCCACGACCCCAUAAAGGUUGGCAGCUACAUCAAGCAGUUGAUUUUGGACCUGCAUGCCCACAGCCAGCUAUUUACACUGGUAUUACCAAAGGCGUGCCAAAAGUAGAUGAAGACUGUUUAUUUUUAAAUAUAUUUAUGCCAUCGACGGGUGUGGCUCCAGCUAAACCGUAUCCAGUCAUGUUUUAUAUACAUGGUGGUGAUUUUGUUCAUGGUUCAUCAAAUUCUUUUCAUGGACAUAUGAUGGCAGCAUUUUAUAAUGUUGUUGUUGUAGCUAUCAAUUAUAGAUUAGGAGCCUUAGGGUUUUUGAGUACUUGUGAUGAAAAUUCUCCUGGUAAUUAUGGACUUAUGGAUCAAGCUAUGGCUCUACGUUGGGUAUAUGACAAUAUUGAAUUUUUCAAUGGAGAUCGUAAAUCAAUUACUUUAUUUGGGCCGGAUGCAGGUGCUGCAUCAGCAGGAUUGUUGAUGGUUAAUCCCAAAACUAGUUUUAUGGUAUCCAAAGUUAUUGCCCAGAGUGGUUCAGCUCUUGCAGAUUGGGCACUUAUAAAAGAUAGAUGGAGGGCUUUAAAUACAACUAAAGUUUAUGCAGCCCACAUUGGUUGUAGUACUGAAUCUACUUGGAAAAUUGUUGAUUGUCUGAAGCGUGGUAGGAGUUUUUUGGAACUCGGAUCAGAUUUCAAGCCUCAAAUUGGUUUUAAUGCUUGGGGACCAAUAAUUGACAAUGAAUUCUUGGUGCCUAAAAGUGAUUGGUAUGAUGGUUGGCAACAGUCAGAUUGGCAUUUCAUCAAUGAAUCAGUAAAAAGUGCUAUUCAGUCAGGUCAUUUUAACAAGGAUCUUAGAUACUUGAGUGGUGUCACUACUCAAGAAGCAGCAUACAUAUUAUUUAAUAAUAAAACAUAUACAGUAACUGAAGAGUUCUUUAACAAUAAAGUUAAAGAAUUGGUUCUUCAGUAUAAUUACACAUUAAAUCCUUCUGGAGUUUAUCAAGCUAUAAAAUACUUGUAUACUUAUUGGCCUGAUCCAAUUAAUCCAGAUUCAAUAAGAACACAGUAUAUAAAUAUGUUAUCAGAUUUUUUAUUUGUUGCUCCACAUGAUGAAAUUUCUAAAUUACUUAUAGCUGAAGAUGUUCCAGUUUAUAUGUAUGUUUUAAAUACUACUGUUACAAGUAUUCCCUUACCUGAAUGGAGACUCUACUCACAUGACACAGAAUAUUAUUUCUUGACAGGUGCACCUUUUAUGGAUAGUGAGUUUUUCCCUCGUAUUCCAGUUGUGGAUAAAAGAAAAUGGUCUGACAAUGAUCGUAAUAUGAGUCAUUUUUUUAUGAAGGCUUAUACCAAUUUUGCAACUUAUGGGAAUCCAAGUCAAUCUCAGAUUUUAGGUAUACACUUUGAUAUGGCAUUAAAAAGUGAUCUAAAAUAUCUAAAUAUAAAUACAACAUAUAAUACAACUAUUAAACAAAAUUAUAGACAAAUGGAAUCAGCAUUUUGGUCCGAAUAUUUACCUACUGUUAUUGGUAUUAUUGUACCAACAUAUCCUCCAACCACAGAGUUUUGGUGGGAACCUAAAACUCCAAUUCAAGUGGCAUUCUGGGGUCUAUCUGGUCUCAAUAUGAUUUUAAUUGCUAUGACAGUAAUACUUUGCAUUUUGUGGUGUAAUGCAAAGAAAACUAAAGAUCGUUAUUAUAAUGGUGAUGUGUUAGUUGUUAGAGAAGAGCCAAUGGCAAUGAGCCAUCAAGGCAUUGAUAACCGUAGUGUGACUAGUAAUAUUUAUGAAUAUCACGAUGCCCCUAUUAAGACAUUACAUGCUUCACCCAAAAAGACACCAUCUGCUAGCACUUUAAGAACAAACAGUGCAGCAUCUAUGCGAGAUCAUCCUAUGGCCAUAAAUGAAAAACCAGUACCACAAACUCAGGUUUAAAUUUUAAACUAUUAUUUUUAUAAUAGUUUAUCAAUGUUGUAUUUUUAAAUGUUUUAUAUUGAGCUAAAUUUGUUGAGACUUCAGCCCUUUUAGGUACGUUGAGGUAUUUACAAUUAUGAUUCCGUCCAUUAUUUUGGUACUCGUUCAGUAUGCUAUUUACUAAGAAUAUUUUAUCUAAUGUAAUUUUAUGUUACUUUAAUAUGCUAUCUACAAAUAAAAAUUGUCUUACCUUUAUGAUGUGGUAUUUCUACUUAGUCAUUUUUUUUAUUAAUAGUAUGUGUUAUGUAUAGUUUGUAUAUCUUAGAGGAAUGAUUUAAAUAUAUUUUCUGUAGGUUGUACUAUGCACCCCUUCCAAUCUACCUAGAUUUUUUAAUGUUUUAAUAUGUAAAGGGUCCUAUGUGUUUUAAUGUUAUAUUUGUUGUUAACGUAUCUUUAAAGUGUUUUUAUUGUUUGUAUUUUGGCGCUAACCAUUGGGUCAUUGAAGUUUUCCAAAUGAUUAACUAUCUUAUGGAUAAAUUUGUGUUCAUUAAAAAAAGAGUAUGCACAUCUUUUAUCAAAAUCUAUAUAAGUACUUUGUACAUUUUCAUUUAAUAUAAUUAGUAGUAAAGUAU
Molecule: messenger RNA, 3307 nt
Organism: Melanaphis sacchari
Lineage: Eukaryota; Metazoa; Arthropoda; Insecta; Hemiptera; Aphididae
Gene: Gli
Product: neuroligin-2
Exons: 13
Coding region: 213-2696 (827 amino acids)
Cellular component (GO): septate junction; cell surface; tricellular tight junction
Source: RefSeq, a predicted model, not a curated record